This is a messenger RNA of Micropterus dolomieu (smallmouth bass), 3860 nucleotides long. Its product is annotated as dynein, cytoplasmic 1, intermediate chain 2a-like. The record is from RefSeq and is a predicted model, not a curated record. The coding region runs from base 598 to 2550 and encodes 650 amino acids. Gene Ontology annotation, molecular function: dynein light chain binding; dynein heavy chain binding. The transcript is spliced from 17 exons. Gene Ontology annotation, biological process: transport along microtubule. NCBI's taxonomy places the organism in Eukaryota, Metazoa, Chordata, Actinopteri, Centrarchiformes, Centrarchidae. Gene Ontology annotation, cellular component: cytoplasmic dynein complex.
CAAUAUGCUAACGUUAACUAACGUCACCUAAUACAACAGAGAAGUUAGCUAACGUUAGACAGCUACAUUAGUUUGUGUUUACUUACCGUUCACUCUUUUGUCCGGUGUGCUGCUUUGCAGGAGUGGGCGGCUUCCUCGCCUCGUACUAACAGCAGCCUAGCUAGCUAGCUAGCUAACUGAAACGUCAGCUAACGAUGCUAGCUACCGUCGAAUGCUAGCUAGCAAGUUAGUCGUCAAGCUUGUUGGCUAACUUUAGCCGUUAGCUCGCUGAUUAGUUGACACCGGCUACAACUGUAAGUACGGACAAUCCUGUGCGUCCGACGCCCCGGUGCUCGCUGUGUUGCUGGCCGAAAACUGCAAGUACCAGAAGGACAGACAAACUGUCAGCUGUGACAGCUUGUACUACAAUGCUGACAGGUCAACUACACAGGAACUACAAAACUUCGACAUCCUUAAAGGAACUGACAUACAGAGUUGGAUAUUUCCGGUCUUGUAUCGUGCUGCCGCCUAGUGGACAUUCUGUAUAUUGCAGAAGGUCACUUCAAGAAGAUGUCCUUCAUUUGAUUAUGAGGCUUCCACUGAUGCUAGCUAUAAAGCAUGUCUGACAAGAGUGAGCUGAAGGCUGAACUAGAGAGGAAGAAACAACGGAUCGCUCAGAUUCGAGAGGAGAAGAAGAGGAAAGAAGAGGAGAAGAAAAAGAAGGAUGGUGACUCGAAGCGUGGAGCCGAGGCGGGUGGUGGGUCUUCUGGCCAUGAAGACUCAGACCUGGAGAGGAAGAGGAGGGAGGCGGAGGCUCUGCUACAGAGUGUUGGCAUCACUCCUGACAUAUCUCACGCUCAGCCCCUGAGGGUAGUAACAGAAGAUACCUGUCUGUUUCACUACCUAGUCCCCGCCCCCAUGUCUCCCUCCAACAAAUCAGUGGGCAGCGAUGCGGGAAGCCAAGAUUCUGGUGAUGGAAACGCAGGACCAAGGACAUUGCAUUGGGAUCCUGACCCCUCUACUCUGCAACUCCACUCCGACUCUGAGCUCAUGGGACGUGGAGCUGUGAGGCUGGGUAUGUCCAAAGUGACCCAGGUGGACUUUGUCCCGAAGGAAAUGGUGUCCUACUCCAAAGAAACACAGACACCCACCGAGGCACUGACACACAGCGAUCAAAAAGCAGAUGAGGAAGAGGAUGAGGAGAUAACUGCUCCCCCACCAACAGAGGACACCCAGGAGGAUAAAGAUGAACAGGGCGAGCAGCAGGAGGAGGACACUCCCAAAGAGCUGACCGAAGAAGAAAAGCUGCAGGUCCUGCACUCUGGGGAGUUCUUGUCAUUUUUCGAGCGGGGCAGCAGAAUUGUGGAGAGAGCUCUGGCCGAGCAGGUGGACGUCUGCUUCGACUACAGCGGCAGAGAUCUGGAGGAUAAGGAGGGUGACUUGCAGGCGGGUGCAAAGCUGGUUCUGAACAGGCAGUUUGCAGAUGAGCGCUGGACUAAAAACAGAGUGGUCACCUGUCUGGACUGGUCCCCUCAGUAUCCAGAGCUGCUGGUGGCCUCAUAUAACAACAACGAGGAUGCUCCCCAUGAGCCUGAUGGAGUGGCACUGGUCUGGAACAUGAAGUACAAGAAGGGCACACCCGAGUACAUCUUUCACUGCCAGUCAGAGGUGAUGUCAGCUGGGUUUGCGAAGUUUCACCCCAACCUGGUGGUGGGUGGGACGUACUCCGGACAGAUUGUCUUAUGGGACAACAGGAGCAACAAGCGCACCCCUGUUCAGAGAACUCCCCUGUCUGCAGCUGCACACACGCACCCGGUCUACUGUGUGAACGUAGUAGGAACCCAAAACGCUAACAACCUGAUCAGCAUUUCCACUGAUGGCAAAAUGUGCUCCUGGAGCCUCGACAUGCUCUCCCAGCCGCAGGACAGUCUGGAGCUGGUUUUCAAACAGAGCAAAGCGGUGGCCGUCACCUCCAUGGCUUUUCCUCUUGGUGACGUGAACAACUUUGUGGUGGGGAGUGAGGACGGCUCUGUCUACACAGCCUGUCGCCACGGGAGUAAGGCAGGUAUCACCGAGGUGUUUGAGGGCCAUCAUGGUCCUGUGACCGGGCUGAGCUGUCACAGUGCUGGAGGACCUGUUGACUUCUCUCAUCUCUUCAUCUCCUCCUCUUUUGACUGGACCGUCAAACUCUGGAGCACCAAGAGUACCCGUCCGUUGUACUCGUUCGAGGACAGUUGUGACUACGUCUAUGACGCGAUGUGGUCCCCAACACACCCUGCUCUGUUUGCUUGUGUGGACCUAGCUGGACGCCUGGACCUGUGGAACCUCAACAAUGACACAGAAGUUCCCACUGCCAGUGUGAGUGUGGAGGGGGCUCCAGCACUGAACCGUGUGAGAUGGGCUCACUCUGGCAAAGAGAUUGCUACUGGGGAUUCGGAGGGACAGGUUCAAGUCUACGAUGUAGGGGAGCAAAUCUGUGUGCCCAAGGCUGACGAGUGGACGCGCUUCGUCAGGACACUGGUUGAGAUCAAUGAGAACCGAGAUGAAGCUGAGGAGCUGGCCAACGUCUGAUGUUACAAAUCCCAUAACUGCUCAAAAAUGUCUCCAGUACGCUACACAUGUAUAACACACUACACUGGCGUCCAGCUUUUCCACCUACUACAACAUAAAUUGGCCUGAGGAGAUGUGCAGAGCUAGAAGGGAUAGAAAAGACAGCUUUAGACAAGUUUUAGAUGUGUUUUGAAAUGUGUCUUUAAGAGUAUUUGUAGGAACAAUGAGUGUGACGUGUAGCAGUAGUAGCACAGAAACCACAGUUAAGUGGUUGAAAGUGGCAGAGGAAUACAGGGAAGUGAUUUUCAGCACAGAUGUGGGCUGUCCCAUCUAAACUUCUAGCUUUGAUAACAUCCUCAGGACUCCAGAAACUGCUCUUCUCCUGAGGCCUCAACCAACUCAGCCCUUUUUUAAAUAUGCAAACCUUUGUACUUGCACCUUUUUAUCACCAUUUGUGUGUUUUUACAUGUUUUAAUAUUUUCCGGCACGCUUGUGCACAUGGCUGGCAGAGUGAGGGGGGGGGGGGGAGAAAAGCUGACAUAUCAGUUCCUCUUUAUCCUCAGCAGCACUUGAAGUUGAUGACUAAAACAGCUAACGUGCUUACACAUGCAGACUCGCGCCUGUGCAGAAAUGUGUCAUUUACAUUUUAACCACUACAAUAUUUAAUAUUUAUUCUGGUGGUUGCACUUAUUUAAAUAUUUUGUUUAUUUAAAAAUGCUGCUUUGUACUAAAAGAUUGGGUAGUACAUUCCUAAAAUAAGCACUACAAGCUUUUUAGCAGGCAAAAUCCGUCACUAUACUUGCCUUGAAUUUAUUGACACUCGUACAGUUAAAGGCGUUUUUUUUUUCUGUACCAAAGGUUGUUUUAUACUCUGUACAUGUAUAAUGAGUAGUAGAACAUUUUUCGGACUUGUCCUCUUUAAGAGGAUCUAAAUGAACUACAGUAAGUUUUAAAUGGAGGUGUAAAGCUGAGGUUGGAAACAAAUUUUUAACCACAGAACAUGAAUUGAUUUUCAUUGUUUUCCAUUUCCAUCCAAUUUUACAUUCCUUCCAGGAUGCAGCAAUCCGAUCUCACUAGUAGGCUAGUAAAAAGAUCUGCUUCAAACGCUUUCUCUUUAAUGUUUAAAAUGAGCUCAAGAUGCAUUGUAGCAACCAUAUUUGAUAAAACAUGAACAAAAUAGAUAUUCUGCAUAGACUAAUUGUACUGUACUCUUUCCUGUUACUGUUCCUGAUACAGUUGAUGGUUGCACUUUUCCAUUGGAAUAAAACUCAAGACAUUGUUAAAAUUAAAACCAUAUGGAUGAUUUAUUUCAAUAAAAUACAAUGACUGAA